Messenger RNA from Morus notabilis, 1656 nucleotides. RefSeq lists its product as uncharacterized. Lineage: Eukaryota; Viridiplantae; Streptophyta; Magnoliopsida; Rosales; Moraceae. The transcript has 11 exons. The coding region runs from base 103 to 1212 and encodes 369 amino acids. Gene Ontology annotation, cellular component: endomembrane system. The record is from RefSeq and is a predicted model, not a curated record.
UUUCCCACUCGUCCUAUUCGUCUUCCUUUCAGCACUCAGAGUCGUAUAUAUCAUACAUUCUCCCCCUCUCUCUCUCUCUCUCUCUCUCUCUCUCUCUCUAAGAUGGACUUCGACAGAUUCUACCUGCUGUUCAUCUUGUCGCUGCUCUGCUCACAAGCUAGGGCCGAAAGUUCUGGAUCUGUUUUCUUCAUCGACGGCUCUUCUCAGCAGUUUUUCCGCAAAUCUUCCGACGAUGUCGUCAAGCCUGACUCAAUUGUGGACACAGAAGCUGGUGCUGCGAUCUCAAUCUUGCUUGGAUUUGCACCACCUUCUACACUUUCUGCAGCCAGCUCGUCUAAGUUGAAUCAAGUUCUUGUGCCUAAUCCUUUCAAUAGGCCUCGUGCCGUUUUCAUGCUGGAAAUUAGAGGAGCUGAUGAUUCUAAACUAUUGGCAAAAGAUGAUACCAUCUUCAGUAAUGCCCUUAGUAGUAAGAUUUUUAUCAGGUCGAAGAAGGCUGAGAUUCAACUUCCAGAUGAAGAUGAAAUAGUUGUGGUCUCUUUGGAUGAACCAUUGGCAGAUUUCAACGACAAAGAACUUGGAAAUUUUGCAUCUUGGAUUGGUGGAACCUAUCUCUCUGAAAAUGAGGAACCACUGAAUGGAGAGUUGAUCAUUCCCUUGGCCACUGGUGCUAACUUGAAGCUUCAUAUGUCAAAGAAAGCAGACAGGGAAUUCACUUUGAGUGUUCUGUCUCUAGUCCGCAAUUCUAGGAGAGCAAUAGAGAUGCAUGAAGAUAUAUCUCACGGUUUGCACUAUCCAGCUGAGUUGUUGACGGGCUCUUUUGAUGGCAUCAAGGUUUUGCAAGAGCAAUAUGGACCUGAAGUUGCUGAACUAGGAAUGGACGUACUACUUGCUACAUUCUCCAAGUUGUACACUGCGUUGGAAGCCACAUACAAAGGUCAAAUAGUUGGAGUUAUCUUUUGCUAUGGCACUGAUGCUUCUCCGGAGUCAGGCAAGAUGAUGGAUGUGGUGUUUGCCCCUCGGCGCUCUGUGCGUUGGCUGGAAGAAACAGAAGCCUCAGAUGAAGUGACUCUAAGUGUAUUGUUGGUUAGACGGACCCUUGCUUGGAUCACAGGAAUUAUACUUGUCAUUGCGACACUCUUGGGGAUUUACUUCCUUUUGAAUAUGCCACUCACGAGGGAUACCCUUCUCUAUUCAAAUGUCAAGCUUGACUAAGCCUUGUGGAGCUACCUACAUCAGUGAUGAAUUGUCAGAAGACGGCCAGGUUGCGUUCGGGUUAAGUAGAUUUGCUUUCUGAAUAUACGUCGCAUGCAUGUCGAGUUUAGCAUUUUUUAUAUGAAAACUGCUUAUUAUUUCUGUGGUAUUAAACAGAGGUAGCUCUUAGGUAAUCUGAGUUUUCUCGUCCAGGCACUGGUGGCCAGAUCAAUUCGGGAAUUUUCUUUAGUGGAAAGCUUUUUGAUAGCCACAUUUUCUUUUUUUUGAAUGUAAAGCAUGGGACUGGGCAACAUGGAUGGGGAAGAACUUCGUGUGCUGAUCUGAUAAUAAUGGUCAUGAAAGGAGGGUCUACCGUGAUUGUAUUUGUUCAUUAGAUUAUAAUACCUUGUGUAUUUUCCGAGCUCUAAAUAAUGAAAACGCAUUUGAAUAUUAUUUUUCCGGUUA